UAUCCAUCCUCGAAUUUCCUUUUCUGGUUCUAAUUGUCUAAUUUUUUUCUUCCUUGUUGCUUUUCGUAUUUCCUCUCUCUUUGCUCUGUACGAGAUAGAUAGCGAACAUCACACUGCGGUUCAUAAUCAGACCUUGGAGAAUCAUAUACCUCUUUUCCCUUCCCAUACAAUAAUCAACUUCUUUCACAAUGCCUGAAAAGGUCUACGUCUCAUAUAAUCAGGUGCACAAGCUGUGCCAAAGAUCCGCCGACAAGAUCCUCGAGGAAUUCCGUCCGAAUCUCAUGAUCGCAAUCGGUGGUGGUGGUUUCAUUCCCGCUCGAAUCCUCCGAUCAUUCUUGAAACGUCCCGGCGAACCCAACAUCCCCAUUCAAGCGAUCGGUCUUUCUCUUUACGAGAACCUAGGUCGCGAUGACCCCGAAGAAGUCCCCGGUACCAAGGUUACGCGCACACAAUGGCUGGAUCUGAGUUCAUUGGAAAUGGCCAAUUUGAUUGGAAAGAACAUUUUGAUUGUGGACGAGGUGGACGAUACGCGUACUACACUUGAUUAUGCCGUUCGCGAGUUGGAGAAGGAUGUCGAGCAAGCUCAGAAGAGUUUGGGUCGGGAGGGUGAAAAGACUACCUUUUCGAUUUUUGUUUUGCACAAUAAGGACAAGUCAAAGAAAGGAAAACUGCCGGAGGAUAUGAUUGCCGCUGGCCGGUAUCAUGCCGCUGUUACAACUGGUGAUGUUUGGAUUUGCUAUCCAUGGGAAGCCAAGGACAUUGACGAACACGACGAAUUGGCAAAGAAAUUCCCACUCAUCUAAAGCGAUUACUCCGGUCAACACCCUGAUGCAUUACGUCUCACUCCUACAACAUUACAACUGGUGGCGUUAAUUACAUUUUCUUAUCAAAAGCUUCGUUGCAGCGGUCUUCUUUCCUCUUAGCUUCUCGCUUGUAUAGACGUCAGAAUACGAUAUAAUCCCAGAAUUAGAAAAUAUGUCUUGUCUGCGACUAUUGAAGUUUGAAUAUGUACAUUUACAAUUACUCAAGUUGAGGACUUCCAGCAAUUGUCCCCUCGAAUGUUAGCUCACUAAAGCAAUACAACACUCAGAGCAACUCCUACCGAGUAUACCAGGAACCGGUCCAUAAAUCCAAACCUUCAUUCAAAAACUAUUUUAAAAGAUAACUUGCGAAUGCAAAAAUGAUAUCCCCGUAUCCUAGCGAAUUAAUCCACAUCAACAUUUGCCUUGCGCAACUCAAUUUUUGCCUGUUCAAUCUCC
This is a messenger RNA of Talaromyces stipitatus ATCC 10500, 1259 nucleotides long. Its product is annotated as xanthine-guanine phosphoribosyl transferase Xpt1, putative. The record is from RefSeq and is a predicted model, not a curated record. NCBI's taxonomy places the organism in Eukaryota, Fungi, Ascomycota, Eurotiomycetes, Eurotiales, Trichocomaceae. The transcript is spliced from 5 exons. Gene Ontology annotation, cellular component: cytoplasm. Gene Ontology annotation, biological process: IMP salvage; GMP salvage; hypoxanthine metabolic process. Gene Ontology annotation, molecular function: hypoxanthine phosphoribosyltransferase activity. Bases 189 to 803 code for a protein of 204 amino acids.